This is a messenger RNA of Coturnix japonica (Japanese quail), 3215 nucleotides long. It is a transcript of the gene KCNK18, whose product is annotated as potassium two pore domain channel subfamily K member 18. NCBI's taxonomy places the organism in Eukaryota, Metazoa, Chordata, Aves, Galliformes, Phasianidae. The record is from RefSeq and is a predicted model, not a curated record. Gene Ontology annotation, molecular function: potassium ion leak channel activity; outward rectifier potassium channel activity. Gene Ontology annotation, cellular component: plasma membrane. Gene Ontology annotation, biological process: stabilization of membrane potential; potassium ion transmembrane transport.
UCUUUGUUUCUUUCCUCAUAAUUCUCAACAUGUGGCCUGCCCUGCUGACCACCCCAUCACUGAGCUGAUGUGUUUGUGGAAGUGGUGCAAUGCAUUCCAAGAACUUGCUGCCCAGUGAUGAAAGUCAGCCCAGAGCCAACCACUUUCUGUGUGAGGGUAGGACUACUUAUCUCGUUACAUGUACCUAUGUUAUUUUAUCUGCUAUGUUAUGUUGCUGACUCUUCAGAUCCUCCAUUUCUUUCCAGCCUGUCUUAGCCUUACUGCUCUGAACAGCCUCAUGUCAUCAGCACCUGAUGGAGCUGUGGGAGUCCUUGCUCAUUGCAGGGAAGCUGGACCACAUGGCGUGUUGGACCACAAGUCCCUUCCAACUGAAAUGAGAAGGAGAAUUUGUCAGCUCACUAUUUGCCCCUCUCCAGGUCAUUUAUGGUCAUGAGUUAAGGGCAGAGUUCCAGCACAGUUCCACACAUGAUGCAGCACUGACUCUUCCCUCCAUAGGAUCCUUCCCCCCAUAUACAAGAUCUUCCCUCUUCCUUCUAUAGGGGAGGCUGCCAUAUUAACAAGCAUGUGAUACCUUGUGAUCCAAUUUGCUGAGAGUUUGACCCAGAAGAAAUCACUACGUCCACGUGGAAUUUCUUCAUAGUGUGGGUGUUUUGCCUGCAAAUAGCUCAGUAGGUCUUGUCUGAGCCGCAGUUUUACAUGAAAUAUUUAACAGCUCUUUCAGUAAAGCUCAACUCCCCGUACUAGCACUAUUAACAUUACAAAGGGCAGAGAUGCUGCUCAUUGCUCUGGAGCGACGGAUGAAAGGAAAGGUUUCGCUUUUAACACUGGAUACAGUUUGCAAGGAUCACUAACCCUGAACUGAAUGUCAUUUCUUACUUACUAAGGUCAGUGGCAGUUUAAAUUAACGGGAAGGUUUUAAUCAAAUAAGAACUCGCUAAAACCUCUUUUGCUUAAGAGAUUCCUCAUCCUUGCUGCUUGUUCUACGCUGCCCAGAGGCAAUAGCAAUCAGCACCAAUCGCCCCCCCCCCCUUCCUCCCCUUUUAAUUGAUUUUAAAUUUCCAUGCUCAUUUCUGGAAGAAACCUUUCUAGAAACACAUUGCUCGCCUUGUGCAUUUUCCCUGCGGUGGGUUGCAGAUCUGUUCCUACUUUAUCAGUGGGAAACGGUAGUUCAGAACAAGAAACUUUAAAGAUGAGCUGGCUGCAAGAGAAGGUGGGAAUGUGUGUGCUUUACAGCAGCGCCUGGGCAGUGGUCAUUCCGGGAUACGGAGUGCCAUGCCAUCAGUUGAAUAUUUCCAGGCGUGAUAGUUGUGCUCCUUCUCCGUUGGGACUGCAGUGCAAUCUUCAAUUAGAAGACAUGUGAUCUGACAGCCUGCAGCAGAACAAUCCGUUUUCACAGGAGAAGCUUUUCUAGGAUACGGAAGCUUUCACAUCCUUCUUGUUUCUAAAAGCUGUCUUCUAAACCAACCAACCAACCAACCAACCAACCAACCAACAGUGUAGGAUGGCAGUAACAUCACAGCCUCUGCGAGGUAAAAGGGCAUGCAAGAAAAUAUUUUGGGCAGUGUUUCCACAUGCCUGCUUCAUUCUGUCUCUCGUGAUCUACGCUUUUCUUGGGGCUCUCAUGUUUUCCCAUAUUGAAGGUAACCGAAAGGUCAAUUUAAGUGAAGAAUACAGACAUUUCCUGCAGAAUCUGUGGGACAUCUCCAGAAAUUUAUCAGAUAACAUGACGGAAAAUGAGGAGGUAUUUAAGGAAAAAAUUCACGCACUAUUCCACACAGCGAAACGAGACUGGUUUGUCAAUCCAAAAGAUAUAUGGACUUUCUUCGGGUCUCUCUUUUUCUGCUGCACAGUAUUCACCACUGUGGGUUAUGGCAAUACCUAUCCUGUGACAAGGGCUGGAAAAUACCUCUGCAUGCUGUAUGCUUUAUUUGGCAUCCCUCUGAUGUUCUUGGUCCUGACAGAUAUGGGAGACAUCCUUGCGACUGUUCUGUCCAAGUCUUACAAUGAAUUCAGAAAGCUACAGUCAAAAAUUCUAGCCUCUAAAUUCUGUUCUGGAUCCACAUGUAUCAGAGGAAAUGGAUCUAAAGUGGAUGUGAAUGAACCCUUGAGUAUUGUGGAAAUGCUGAGAAGUCAAUCAGCUGUUAGAAAGAAGCCAUCCCAAUAUCGCAACGCACAGAUUUUUGAGAUGUUAAUUGCCAGAGAAAACGAAUACAAAAAACUAUCCAGAAGUAAAAGCAUAGAGAGAUGGAGCUCAUGUCCUGAACUAGACAGGGGAAAAACAAUGACCAGAGUAAUCGAGAAUUUUGACAAAAUAGGUAAAGAGUUAGAAAAACUGGAUGUGCCCAUCGUGUUAAUGGUGCUGGUUAUCUUCGUGUACAUCUCCUGUGCAGCUGCUAUUCUUCCAAACUGGGAGACCAGGCUGGAUUUUCAGGAAGCCUUUUAUUUCUGCUUUAUUACCCUGACAACGAUCGGAUUUGGAGACACACAACUGGAACACCCCAAGUUUUUCCUGUUUUUUUCCCUCUAUAUUAUUAUUGGCAUGGAAAUUGUCUUCAUUGCAUUUAAGCUGGGCCAAGAUCGCUUAAUUGGCUUGUAUAAAAAGGUGAUUUCAUUUUGCGGGGAAAAAAGGGUGCCACCAAAGAAGAUAUAUCCAAAGUAAGCAUAGUCAUUUCUCCAUAGACAGAGUGAAGCACAGUAUUGUGGGAAUAAUAUUGUUUUAUCAAGACUUUCUCAUAUUAUUUGUAAUCUCAAUCAAGCUAUCGAUAACUUCUUUCAGUCAAAGAAUAUACAUGCUCUAUAAAAUAAACCACUGACUUUAAUUAACUGCUUCUUAGUGUGUAAAUGCACACACACUGGAUGUGGAUGGCAUUGUUAGGUGUUAAAGCAUGCUUGAUUUUAACAGGAUGUGCAUUAUUUUCCAUAGCAGGUUUGCCUUUUGAAGAUGAGAUGUUCAGAGUAUGUAAAUGGCAAUCAACUCUGCUACAAUCACUGUAAAUAAUAACUUACAUACAGCCCUUGUUAUUAAUACUUUGUUGUAAUUAAGCACUGAUGAUACGCUUACAUGUAAUGAAUGAUGGUAUAAAGAAACAUGCUUUAUAAGGACAACAAUAAAGGGUAUAGCAGUUAGAAGGAAGUCUGCUUAAUUGUUUAAUGUUUGCUGUGAGUUUGAUAGCACAUGCAAUGUCCUUCCAUUCAGACUACUCUCAUGUCAUCUC